Messenger RNA from Pyrenophora tritici-repentis Pt-1C-BFP, 636 nucleotides. RefSeq lists its product as uncharacterized. The record is from RefSeq and is a predicted model, not a curated record. Lineage: Eukaryota; Fungi; Ascomycota; Dothideomycetes; Pleosporales; Pleosporaceae.
AUGAGCGAGUACAACACGAUGCACAGCCGUGCUCACAAGGAUCGCGCACGACCCGCAGAGACACCCGAGGAAAGAGCGAUCAUGGCCCAUCAUGCUCGACAUGUCAAACUUCCUUUGUACUGGCGCAGUCCCGACCAUGUCCUUGGACGACUAAAGAAGUCGAUGGAAAGGGACGAAAAGAGUAUGGCAGAGUCAGACUUACUCCUCGUCGAAGCGCGUAAGGUGCUUGCUGCUGCCACAUUGCAACUGGAGAAGAUCAGGAAGAUGCGAGUUGAACCACUUGCCAGGGAAGAAGUCAUCGGUGAAGAUGACGCGAACGAUGCAGUUAGCCCUCCGCGGACUUCUGCGGUCGGACCGGACCAACAAGGUGCUGUGCAGAGUGUUACUGUUGAGAAAAAACUUCACGGAUCGGAACUGCCUCAAACUCCCGCACAGUCAGGCAAGCGGGCAAGUCCUCGACAACAGGCGGGCACAGGUGUGAAUGGCGAGGGCGGAAACCCGGAUCUUGAUAACAAGAUGGAUAUUGGAACUACAGCUAACGCGGAAGGUUCUGUAUUCACUUCCAAACACGGCUCUGCUAGGCGCCUAGUCAACAAAGUGCGUCGGGCUUUCUGUCGAAUCUGGAAGUCUCGUUAA